This is a messenger RNA of Sorghum bicolor (sorghum), 4650 nucleotides long. RefSeq lists its product as uncharacterized. Bases 1 to 4560 code for a protein of 1519 amino acids. The transcript is spliced from 4 exons. Gene Ontology annotation, biological process: defense response to other organism. Gene Ontology annotation, molecular function: ADP binding; protein binding. The record is from RefSeq and is a predicted model, not a curated record. Lineage: Eukaryota; Viridiplantae; Streptophyta; Magnoliopsida; Poales; Poaceae.
AUGGCCGCGGUGCUCGGCGCGUUCGUGCCGGACACCGCGGUGCGGUGGCGCGGGCUGGUGACCGGGGAGGUGGCGCGGCGGAUGGGCGUCGCGCCGGAGGCCAAGACGCUGGUGGCGAGGCUGGAGCGGGUGGGCGCCGCGGUGCGGGACGCCGAGGCGCGGGCCGCGUGCGGGGACGACGGCGCGGCGCGGUGGCUGGCCAAUGGCCCACGACCAACAGCACCACCACCACCAGGCAAGAUCACCACUUUGCUUCACAUAGAGAGCUAUAAUCACGGCACUUCUGCACAGCGUCUGUUGCAGGUUCAUCCAUCCAUUGACUCGAUCCUUUUUUUCCCUGGCCGGCAGGCUCUUCCUCGGCUGCUAUCCUCCUGCUGCGACACGGACGUGUCCCGUGGCGACAUCGCGGCUGACAUCAACAACCUGAACCGGAGGCUGCAGGUCAUCCUGAAGGAGAAGCAUCGGCUUCAGCUCCGUUCAUCCCUCGUUGGCGAUCAUCACUCAGUGCCCGUGCGCACGGCACAUAGGCUCCGGAAACCUGAGAGGACCGGGGACAUCGUUGGCUCAAGGAUCGAGGAUGACGCGGCCGGGCUCGUCCGACAGCUGACAGAGACGGACGGGGGAACCGGCUGCACGAUCGUCGCCAUUAUUGGGCCCGACGGAAUCGGCAAGACCACGCUCGCCAAGAAGGUGUACGCCGGCGAGAGGAUACGGCGCGCCUUUGGGGCCAGGUCAUGGGUGCGCGUUCCAAGUGAGUACAGCGAGGCCGCCCUGCUCUCCCAGGUCAUCGACUCGUUCGGCGGCGACACCACGGGCGGCGAGAGCUUCGCCGACCUCGAGAGGACGCUGGUCAGGCUGGUGGAGAAGAAGAGGUUCCUGCUCGUGCUGGACGACGUGCGGUACGGCGGGCAAUGCUUCCUGUACUGCUCGCUGUUCCCCUCUGACCUCGCCGUGGACAGGCGCGUGCUCGUGCAGCUGUGGAUAGCUGAAGGCUUCGUGCAGAUCAGAGCCGACGCCAGUGUCGAGGAGGUGGCCGAGGAGUACUACGAUGAGCUCAUCACAAGGCACCUUCUCCAGCCGGGAGACGAAGAUGAACACGGUGGCGCCGCGUGGUGCACCACGCACGACAUGCUGCGAGCUCUGGCGCAGCUGCUCUCACAUGGUGAGGAGUUGAACGGAGACUCGUAUCGACUGCUGGUAGACAGCGAUGCUCCGUUCGCACCACGGCGUGUUUCACUCUCGAGAAGUGUAGAAAGAAACCUGGCUGCGGUACCUGAGAAGAUUCUCAAGUUAGAAAGGGUAAGAACGCUGCUUCUUCAAAAGAACCCACUUACGACUGAAGGAAGCAUCUUUUCAAGAUUGCAGCAUCUCAAAGUAUUAGACCUCAGCGAAACAGCAGUCGAGCUGAUUCCAGAGAACCUGGGCAAUCUUGUUUACCUGAGGUUCCUGAACCUGUCUCACACAAGGAUUCAGGCAAUUCCAGAAUCCGUAGGCAACCUGUGGAGCCUGAAAUUCCUUCUGCUAAGAGGGUGCAAGACACUGCACGUGCUGCCAAAAGGAAUAGAGCAUCUGAGAGGACUCAGGGACCUUGACCUUGCCGGCACAGUGAUCAAUGACGCGGCAUUCAGAGUAGGCCAUCUGAGAAGCAUCACAUCACUCUGCUGCUUCACUGUGACGAGCAAAGAGGCGUGUGCCGCUCAGGAUAGGAGCGGGUGGCCUCUGGAUGAGCUCAAGAACUUAUCUCAGCUGAGAACACUGCACAUACAGAAGCUUGAGAAGGCUGCUAAUCGAUCGGAGGCAACUGAGAUGUUACUUGAUGCCAAGAAAGAUCUCAGGGAGCUCGAGCUGUCGUGCAGCAGCACUGUCAGGCCACUUCAGACACCAGAGUUGGUCAGAAAGAUUGAGGAUAUCUUCGAAGAGAUGAAUCCGCCACUAUGCCUGGAGUCACUGAAGCUUGUAAACUACUUCGGGACAAGGUUCCCAAGAUGGCUAUCAGUGACCUUUCUGCCAAAUCUCCGUGAUCUCGACAUCGUUGGGUGCAACUUCUGCCAGUCUUUCCCUCCAUUAAGCCGUUUGCUAGAACUGAGAUCCUUGUACAUAGCAGACUCUUUAGCUCUGAAGGACAUAGGUGCAGAGUUCACAGGCACUGAACACCAACAUCAGGUGCCGUUUCCAAAGCUGGAAAACCUGCACUUCCAAGGGCUGAAGAAGCUCAAGACAUGGACAGACAUCGAACCAGGGGCAUUUCCAUCUCUGCAGGAACUUCAGCUUGAGAGCUGCCCCAAGCUGCACAAUCUUCCUAUUGGCCUCAGACAUGUGACAUCCCUGACGAAGCUGCACAUAGCGGAUAUGGCAAGCCUUGAGGCUGUGGAUGACAUUGCUACACUGAGGGAAUUGAGCGUUUGGAACACUCCUAAUUUGAAGAGGAUAUCAAACCUGCCUUCCCUCGAAGAUAUCAACAUGUGCCACUGCCCUGUGCUGGAGAGUGUGGAGAAUGUAGACGGAUUACAAACAGUGCACAUCUUUGAUCAUGACUUGCGGGACAUGCCCAAAUGGAUUGAGGCACAUGCUUCCAAGCUUCGAUCACUGAAUUUCACAAGCACAGUUAGGCUGCUGAAAAGGUGCUUGGUUGACGGUCCAGACUGGCCUGUGAUUAAGAACAUCAAGGAAGUUCAUGGGUACUCCACUGGUUCCAGCUACAUAUACUAUAAUAGGAGCCCAUAUAUCUUUGAGAGCAAUGUGAGUGAUGAAGACAACCUCAGUGUCAGAGAGAAUGAAGCAGAUCCUGAUAAUGCUGAUGAUAUUUCAGUUUCAUCUUCAGGUUCCAGUUAUCUAGAAAUCAGAGGAUUCUUUGACUCAAAAGUAUUGAAGGUAGGAACUACCAGGGCUGAAGAAAUUGUAUCGGGUAGGAAAUCAGAGGAUUCUUUGGGGAGGACCAUGCUGGGGCUCACUCAUCGUCGCUUGCACAAGCUAGCAGAAAUUGCUCCUGAAGAUGAUGAGGUUGAGGACGGAGCAGAUUCAGCUGUGCCGCUUCCUUCAAACCCAACAAGAGCUACAGCAUCUGCAGCAAAAGUUGGUUGUGUCGUGACUGAUAAUCAUAAUGAUCCUGGUUCAUUGUCAAAAGCUACAAGUCAUGAGUCUCAGUCAAUGACCAAUGAUGAAAUCUGUGAUGAUAACAUAGUGACAUCGGCUUUUCCCAGGCAAACAGAGUCCAAAACAGCAAAGGACGUUUCUUCUGAACCUAGCACUGAUGGAUAUGCUACUCUUACCGAAUCUGCUGCCCCAAGUGGUCAUAACUUGGUCCGACAAGGGUCUCAAGCAAUCAACAAUACUGAAAUUAGUCAAGAUUUUAACUUCACUAGUAUCCGAAGGAAAGAACAUACAUCCAAGAAAGGUGAAGGCACCACUGCUGAUGUUACUGUCACUAAAGAUGUUAGCCUAGUUCAUCCAAGGCAAGCGGUGGCAUCCAAUAAAGGAAAAGAUGAUUUUGCUGAUAACGCUGCAGUUAGCAUCUACUCAUCAGAUAUAGUAAGUCAGAAACACAUUAAAGGCCAGACUGCAACUUCUGCAAAUGGAAGCACAAAUGCAACUCCAAUGCCAGAAAAUCCAUCAGACAAAGAAGGACCAGAGAAAUCUGCUGGUGUCACUGGUAGCAGUUUCAUCCAUGAAGCAUCUCAUACAGUCUUUAUCAAUGAAACCACUCGAGAUCUGGCUUCCAGUUUAAUACACAGCAAACAACAGAUGUCAGACAAAGAGGGAGAAGUUUCUGAUGCUCUUGGUCCUGCUAAUGCUGUUGACAGCAAUGGAAAGCUGACGGAGGACGGCAAUAUCAGUUCGUCAGUCAAGCUAAAUCAUGAAGAAUCCAAAGCACUCUGCGCUAGUACAACUAACUGUGAUUCAGGGCCUUCCAAAUUGCUUGCCGGUUUAGCCUGCAGCAACCAACAGACGAUAAAGACGCUACAGGCAGCUUCUGCAGAUCAAAACGGUGGCACAGACGCUUCAUCAAAGAAGAAAAGUCUCGGCAUGGAAAGCAAAAUCACGGAGACAGCCAGCAGCAAAUCAGGGAAAUAUUCAUCUGGUGAAACAGCCAAGAACAUCAGCCUAUCCCUGCCGAAGAUAGCGGAGCCUGUGUCUCAACACAUUGAUAUCACGGCAGCAACCAUGAGAAAGGCAGAAGCCACCACAGUAAGGAAGGACUCAAUGAAUGAGGCGGUGAACGAUGAUCGUACUCACAAGGACGCGCCAUGCUCCAUGGACGCCAAGGCCGACGAUUCUCAACGGGUGGCAAAGGUGGACACCGCAGUGUGGGCCGACACUGACACGGACACGCUGCGCGCUCGGCUCGUCGACUCAAUGCGGCACUUGCGCAGGAUGGCAUCUCGGCGGCGCCAUCGGCAGAGGAAGCGAGGCUCGAAUAACAAGUGGAGUAUCGGGCCAGCGCUGGUGGCCAUCCUCCUGCUUGUCUCCGUGGUGCAGCUGCUGUUCAUACUCUGGCUGUACCGGAGGCUCCUGAAUCAAAACUAUACAAAAUGUAUGCUACUAAUCUCUUGGAGUCCUUGAAGUUUUGCUUCUCGAUUAUCUUAAGUGUAUGAUUUAGUAAUACAUACCUUGUAGGAUUGUAGGAAUCGUGUGGAGUUGAUUCAGCCGACA